CGGUGGCGUCACCGGCACCCCCGCAGUGGAACGGGGAACCUCCCUGCGCGCGUCCCUCCUCCUCCUUCUCCCCCCACCAGGGUCUUUGCUCUGUCUAGUGGGUCCGAGGGCGCCCAUGCUGUUUCGUUUCGGGGUGAUUCUUCCCGCCCGUCUGGCUGAAGGCGGGACGGUGCUUUGCGUGUCGGGGUCCCGGCCGGAGCUGGGUCAAUGGGAUCCCAAGCGCGCGCUGGUUAUGAAGCCCAGCCGGCCGCUGGCUCCCUUGCCUGCUCAAGAACCAGUCUUGUGGCUCGGCGAGGUGGCGCUGCCCGGCGAGGAAGAAGCCGCGGGCACCUUUUGGUACAAAUUCCUCAGGCGGCUCGAGACGGGAGACGCCGUCUGGGAAGGUAAUGGACCGCACCAUGAUCACCAUGUUUAUAAUCCACGCAAUUUAGUUGAUGGAGUUUACUGCCUCCCAAUAGGACACUGGAUUGAAGUUUCUGGGCACACAGAUGAAAUGAAACAUACAACUGAUUUCUAUUUUAAUAUUGCUGGACAUCAAGCUAUUCACUGCUCCAGGAUAUUGCCAAAUCUGUGGUUAGGAAGUUGCCCUCGUCAAGUGGAACAUGUGACUGUCAAACUUAAACAUGAGUUGGGCAUUACCUCUAUAAUGAACUUCCAGACUGAAUGGGAUGUGGUUCAGAAUUCCUGGGGAUGCAACCGCUAUCCAGAACCAAUGAGCCCAGAAGUUCUCAUGAAGUUGUACAAAGAAGAAGGCCUUGCUUAUGUCUGGAUGCCAACACCAGACAUGAGCACUGAAGGAAGAGUCCAGAUGCUGCCUCAGGCUGUCUAUCUCCUGCAUGGGCUACUGGAGAAUGGGCACACUGUCUAUGUUCACUGCAAUGCAGGUGUUGGUAGGUCCACCGCUGCCAUUUGUGGGUGGUUAAAAUAUGUGCUGGGAUGGAAUUUGAGAAAAGUGCAGUACUUUGUAGCUUCCAGAAGAGCAGCCAUCUACAUUGAUGAAGAAGCACUGGUCCGUGCCGAAGAGGAUUUCUUCCAGAAAUUUGGGCCGCUCCGUUCCUCAUUCAAGCCAUAGCAGCAGCAGCAAAAGAAGAAAUUGCCAGCAACAUAGUCAGGGUCAAACUUCUCGGAAAUCAUGACCUUAACUCCAAAAAAAAUGCUACCAUUGCCUGAGGAAAUAGUGAGAUGAAAAUGUGAGUGAAUCGGGGGUGGGUUCCUGCCAGUUCUCACCUCUUCUAUAGAAGAGGUUCCACAAAUCUACAGUGCCGUUUAGAACCGG
Thamnophis elegans (Western terrestrial garter snake) is the source of this 1276-nucleotide messenger RNA. It is a transcript of the gene EPM2A, whose product is annotated as EPM2A glucan phosphatase, laforin. Gene Ontology annotation, molecular function: protein tyrosine/serine/threonine phosphatase activity; starch binding; protein tyrosine phosphatase activity. The record is from RefSeq and is a predicted model, not a curated record. Gene Ontology annotation, biological process: protein dephosphorylation. Gene Ontology annotation, cellular component: cytoplasm; nucleus. Lineage: Eukaryota; Metazoa; Chordata; Lepidosauria; Squamata; Natricidae.